Mus caroli (Ryukyu mouse) is the source of this 3802-nucleotide messenger RNA. RefSeq names its product ERCC excision repair 5, endonuclease (gene Ercc5). Lineage: Eukaryota; Metazoa; Chordata; Mammalia; Rodentia; Muridae. Gene Ontology annotation, biological process: nucleotide-excision repair. Gene Ontology annotation, molecular function: DNA endonuclease activity; single-stranded DNA binding. Gene Ontology annotation, cellular component: nucleus. The record is from RefSeq and is a predicted model, not a curated record.
UCCUCUUUUAAGCCCUGGUGACAGCGGGUUUUAGGCGGAGAGCGGUGGGCUCUGCGUGUGAGUUGGUGGCGUUGCGUGCUGGUGCGGGGCGCAUCCUUUAUCCUAACGGGCAACAAAGGCCCCGCGAACCCGGCUGGGGGAGAGCGCCUGCGCCAUGGGAGUGCAGGGGCUGUGGAAGCUGCUGGAGUGCUCGGGCCACCGGGUCAGCCCGGAGGCGCUGGAGGGCAAGGUGCUGGCCGUGGAUAUUAGCAUUUGGCUAAACCAAGCACUUAAAGGAGUCCGAGAUAGCCAUGGGAACGUGAUAGAAAAUGCUCAUCUUCUUACAUUAUUCCACCGGCUCUGCAAACUCUUGUUUUUUCGUAUCCGCCCUAUUUUUGUAUUUGAUGGAGAUGCUCCACUGCUAAAGAAACAGACCUUGGCAAAGAGAAGGCAGAGGAAGGAUUCUGCAUCCAUUGACUCGAGGAAAACCACUGAGAAACUUCUGAAAACCUUUCUGAAGAGACAGGCUCUGAAAACUGCUUUCAGAAGCUCAAGACAUGAAGCGCCACCCAGUCUCACUCAGGUUCAAAGACAGGAUGACAUCUAUGUUUUGCCACCUUUACCAGAGGAAGAAAAACACAGUUCAGAAGAGGAAGAUGAAAAGCAAUGGCAAGCAAGAAUGGAUCAAAAGCAAGCAUUGCAGGAAGAAUUCCUUCAUAAUCCUCAGGCCAUAGAUAUCGAGUCUGAGGACUUCAGCAGCCUGCCUCCUGAGGUAAAGCAUGAGAUCUUGACUGACAUGAAAGAGUUUACCAAGCGAAGACGAACACUGUUUGAAGCAAUGCCAGAGGAGUCUAAUGACUUUUCACAGUACCAGCUGAAAGGCUUGCUUAAGAAGAACUACUUAAACCAGCACAUAGAAAAUGUCCAAAAGGAAAUGAACCAGCAGCAUUCAGGGCAAAUCCAGAGGCAAUAUCAAGAUGAGGGAGGCUUUCUGAAGGAAGUGGAGUCCAGGAGAGUGGUCUCUGAAGACACCUCACAUUACAUCUUGAUAAAAGGUAUUCAAGGUAAGAAAGCCAUGGAUGUGGAUUCAGAAUCUCUUCCUUCUUUCAGCAACGUACACAGUGUGUCUUCCAACCUGAAGUCAUCACCCCAUGAGAAAGUGAAGCCAGAGAGAGAGCCAGAGGCCACACCUCCUUCUCCAAGAACUCUACUGGCUAUUCAGGCAGCCAUGCUGGGAAGUAGCUCAGAAGAUGAGCCAGAGAGUAGAGAGGGAAGGCAGUGUAAGGAGAGGAACUCAGGGGCCACUGCAGAUGCAGGUUCCAUCUCACCCCGGACCCGUGCAGCUAUUCAGAAAGCUCUGGAUGAUGAUAAUGAUGAGAAAGUGUCUGGCAGCAGUGAUGAUCUAGCAGAGAAAAUGCUGCUUGGAAGUGGGGUGGAGCAGGAGGAGCAUGCUGAUGAAACGGCAGUAAGAGGUGGAGGCGUGCCAUUUGACACAGCGCCUCUUACACCCAGUGUGACUGAGGUAAAGGAGUGUGUAACCAGUGCCAGCAGUGCAAACGAGCAGACAGACUCAGCUCAUUCAUUUACUACUGCGUGUCAUCAGUGUGAUACUCCAAAAGAAACAGUGUCUCUUGCUCAUGCCGUGACCGAAGCAUCUCAGAUAAGUAGUGAAUGUGAGGUGGAGGGUAGGCCAGCUGCCCUCUCAUCAGCAUUCAUAGGAACUCCAAGCAGUCAUGUCUCUGGAGUCCUCAGUGAAAAGGAACCCACCCUGGCACCUCCGACAAGAACACAUUCUGAUCAGGGGAUAGACACACAGACAUACACUGAAGAUCCUGAGCUACAAAACGGACUCUAUCCACCCGAGAGCAAGUGUAAUUCCUCUCAUCUUUCAAGUGACGAUGAAACAGAAGCUGGGCAAAAUCCUGCUUCCAAAGCUUGUAGUACAGUUCAUGUCCCUUCAGAGGCAAUGAGUAACUUAGAAGAUGUGUUGCCUUCUAAUGCCGAAGAACUUGGAGAUUUCCAGAAAACCAUCCAGCUACGGGAGGUGCCUGAGGCUGCUGCCAGGGAGCUGAUUUCAGCUCCAAAGCCCAUGGGACCAAUGGAGAUGGAGUCUGAAGAAAGCGAGUCUGAUGGAAGUUUUAUUGAGGUGCAGAGUGUGGUCAGCAAUAGUGAACUUCAAACAGAGUCAUCCGAGGCUUCUACACAUCUCUCUGAAAAAGAUGCAGAGGAACCAAGAGAAACUCUGGAGGAAGGAACCUCCAGGGACACAGAGCGCCUCCUACAGGACAGCUCUGACAUUGAGGCAAUGGAAGGACACAGAAAAGCUGACAUAGAUGCUGAGGACGUGUCCAACGAAUGGCAAGAUAUUAAUUUGGAGGAACUGGAUGCCCUGGAGAGUAACCUCUUAGCAGAACAGAAUACACUGAAAGCGCAAAAACAGCAGCAAGAUCGGAUUGCUGCCUCUGUAACAGGCCAGAUGUUUCUGGAAAGCCAGGAACUCCUGCGCCUGUUUGGCAUUCCCUACAUCCAGGCUCCCAUGGAGGCAGAGGCACAGUGUGCCAUUUUGGACCUCACUGAGCAGACUUCUGGAACCAUUACUGAUGAUAGUGAUAUCUGGCUGUUUGGGGCCCGGCAUGUCUAUAAGAAUUUUUUUAACAAAAACAAGUUUGUAGAGUACUAUCAAUAUGUGGACUUUUACAGUCAACUAGGACUGGACCGUAACAAGCUAAUCAACUUGGCCUAUCUACUGGGCAGUGACUAUACGGAAGGGAUUCCAACUGUAGGCUGUGUAACAGCCAUGGAGAUUCUCAAUGAAUUCCCUGGACGAGGCCUGGAGCCACUCCUAAAAUUCUCAGAGUGGUGGCACGAAGCUCAAAAUAACAAGAAGGUUGCAGAAAAUCCCUAUGACACCAAAGUGAAAAAAAAAUUACGGAAGUUGCAGCUGACACCUGGUUUCCCCAACCCCGCAGUUGCAGAUGCUUACCUCAGGCCUGUGGUGGAUGACUCCAGGGGAUCGUUCCUGUGGGGCAAGCCUGAUGUGGACAAGAUUAGAGAAUUUUGUCAGAGGUAUUUUGGCUGGAACAGGAUGAAGACCGAUGAAUCCCUGUAUCCAGUACUAAAGCAUCUGAAUGCCCAUCAGACCCAGCUCCGGAUUGAUUCCUUUUUUAGACUAGCUCAGCAGGAAAAACAAGAUGCCAAACUCAUAAAGAGUCAUAGGCUAAGCAGAGCAGUGACAUGUAUGCUGAGGAAAGAACGGGAAGAGAAAGCUCCUGAGCUGACAAAAGUGACUGAGACCCUGGAUGAUGCAAAAGGAAAAACCCAGAAAAGAGAGCUACCAUAUAAAAAAGAGACUUCAGUUCCAAAAAGAAGGAGGCCUUCAGGAAAUGGUGGAUUUCUAGGGGACCCCUACUGCUCAGAAUCAUCCCAGGAGUCUUCAUGUGAGGAUGGAGAAGGUUCAUCUGUGAUGAGUGCACGACAGAGAAGUGCAGCUGAGUCGUCAAAAAUCAGCUGCUCAGAUGUGCCUGACUUAGUGAGAGACCCUCCUCAUGGGAGGGAAGGCUGUGUGUCCACUAGUAGCUCCAGCGAGGAUGGUGAGGACAAAGCCAAGACUGUCCUAGUGACUGCUAGACCUGUAUUUGGGAAGAAAAAACUGAAACUAAAGAGUAUGAAGAGAAGGAAAAAGAAAACCUAAUUUAAAGAGAAAAAAAAAGGUCAUUUAGAAACAAAAAGUGCUUGCAAUGUAUUGAGAGCAUAAGAUUAAAUCGCUGGGCGUGAUGGCGCACGCCUUUAAUCCCAGCACUCGGGAGGCAGAGGCAGGCAGAUU